This is a messenger RNA of Candidula unifasciata, 6996 nucleotides long. The record is from the annotation of a GenBank genome assembly. NCBI's taxonomy places the organism in Eukaryota, Metazoa, Mollusca, Gastropoda, Stylommatophora, Geomitridae.
AUGAGUCAAGGCCGCCGGCCGAUGCUGGGGGCUGUAGGUGGCUCCUACCUGCAGCCGGGUGGCCAGUACAUGAAUCAGCAAUUGCCCAUGGGUCCUGGUUCCAGUGCGGGUCCACCACAUCAGCGGUUUAUGAUGAUGCCCAACCAUAUGUAUGGUCAUUCCGCAACCCAGCCUCAGAUGUACAUGAAUUCCUCCCAACAACAGUCGGGUCCAUCACUGUCUCCAGUGGGCAGACCGCUGACCCCACAGCAACCUCAGCUGCAGCAUAUGCAGAACAUGGUCCAGAGUUCCCCCUCGCAGCUGUCACCGGUUCCCUCAGUGACCCCUGACCAUGGUGUGUCUCAUGAGAGCAACCCAGAAGACCCUAGUGGGGAAAAUUCCAGAAGCUCCAUUGGCGUGCCCCAGCCAAGUCCGUCCCCUGUUGGUUCUACUGGUUCCAGAUCAAACACCCCGGCUUCCAUAUCAGGUGCCCGUGCUGGCAGUCCAAUGCCUAUUCGACCUCCUGGUCAAGUUGAUGGACAGAGUAGGUUUACGCAGUCUCCUAUGGCUACUCAAGGAUUCGGUCAACACAUAAUGCCACCACCAAACAGCAUGGCCUACAUGCCUACUUCAGGAAAGAUGGGAGGAGGUCAGAUACCUGGACAUGUUCCUCAGUACGGCACACAGUUUCCACAAGGUAAUUACAGCAGGCAGCCAAACAUGGCUACAGGCGGACCACCUCAACCAGGUUCCAUGCAGAGCUAUCCAGGAUCUCAACCAGGCAUGUACUCCAGCAACCCUAGCCAGAUGCCGGGGGCACCUAUGUAUGGCACCAUGCCUGGGAUGGUGAGAAACUUGGGUCAACAGGCCUACAAUCCAAGCCCAGGGCAGGGGCCUUAUCCUCAGAGCAACACGAGCAUGGGUGGAAUGAUGAACAGUCACUAUCCUGGAUACAAUUCUUCACACAUGGGACCAAUGGCUGGACAUCAUAGCAUGCAGCAGGCACCAGUCGGAUCCGGCCACAUGCCGCCAGGGUCUGCAGUCGGCCCAGUGACUCCUAUGGGUGGUCAGCAAGGAGGGAUGAUGCCUCAGCAACAUAUGUCUUCAAAGGGAGCUCCGGCAGGGAUGCUAACUGCAGCUGGUUCUGUAGGUCCUCGAAUGUCUCACAACCGAGGCUCUAUGAGUCCAUCUAGAGGCAUGUUUAUGCAGUCAGGCGAGGGCCCCUUAGCUCACAUGAACAAUAUGAUGAACUCACCAAAUUUGGGUCAUUCAAAUUUGACCAUGAAUUCAAACAAUGAACAAUUGUCCCGGAGCGGCUCAAUCAUGGGAAAUUUGUCCACCUCCACCCCGUCCCCAGUGCCUCAUUUUCCUGCAGCUCUGACCAACACAUCCACCAGCGUGGCCAACAGUGGAGACCAUGGCAACAGUCGAGCAUCUCCCCUGACUAAUGCAGAAGCUCAUGACUCUAUGUCACGCCCAGGGUCAGUUGCGGCUCGUCAUCCGGACCUUCCUAAUGAGUCCACCAUGGGCUCUGACAGCUCAGGUGGCAUGCCCAGUGACUCCACCUCAGUGGACAGUGGUUUUCAUUCCUCAGAUCAAAGUGAUAAAACAUCAGAUUCUGUCAGUACCCCGACUCAGUCGGUAUCCUCACCAUUGUUAACAUGCCAUCCAGCCAACGGAGAUGCGUCUCGCACAUUAGAAAACAUUACCCCUCCAGACCAUACUAGUCAUCCUCCUCCGCAUCACCUUCAGCAUCAUCACCACUUACACCAACAGCACAUGCAACAACAUUAUCAUAUGGAUCCCGAGCCCAAAAUGCCUUAUAGCAGCGAUGGUGGUGUCCCGUUACCUCCAGCAGCCAUAUCAAUAAUGCCUUUGUCAAGCAGCAGUGUGGUUACCACAGCAAAUGCAGGACCUUCAUUAACUUCUGUAACACAAAGUAUAGCAUCGCCAGUAGCCAGUAUUUCUACAUCUAUUCCUCCGAACCAUCCACACCCUCAUACCCACCACAUGGGGCCCCAUGGUGGGCCUCCUCAUAUGAUGACCCAUGGAAUGGGCCCAGGCACCCUUGGAAUGAUGCCCAAUGGAAUGCCUUCUGCGGGAAUGACAAACCCUGGCCAGCUGGGAGGGCAUAAUCAUUUGCGACCUGGUAUGGGAGGACCGAUGCCAGGCAUGAUGCCUCCCAACAUGGGGGGACCAAAUAUGAAUGUCAACCAGAAUGGCCCCCUGAUGGGACCCAUGAUGAGCCAUAAUGGGCCCAUGAUGCCAGGGCAUCUUGGGAUGAACAGCGGAGGCAACAACCCCAGCAUGCUGUCCAUGGGACAGAUGCCGCCGCAGCAGCAAAUGAACUGCAUGCCUGCAAUCGGGAACACAAAGAGCAGCUCCAAAAACACAUCUGAAGAGACACCUGGAAGGAAGAAGAAAGCGAAGGAGUCGGAGAAUCAGGGUGGGCAUCGUGCUGGCUCCAUGGGGCAUCACUUCUCCGAGGAGCCAAACAGCCCAGGGGCCCUUAAAAAUGCCCUGGAUCUGAACAAGCUGUUUGAGAUGGGACCAGAGCCGGACCGAAGGCAUUUCUUGGAGCGUAUUUUUGCCUUUCUGGAGGAGAGCGGGCAGCCAGUGACGGCCCUGCCUGUCAUCAGUAAAACUCCCUUAGAUCUCUACAAGCUCUACUUCUCAGUGAAAGAGAGGGGUGGCUUUGAAGAGAUAACUAGAAGCAAGAAGUGGAGGGAUAUCUGUACAGCUGUCAACAUUGGCACGUCUGCAAGUGCCGCCUUCACCCUCAAGAAGAAUUACAUUCGCUAUCUUUUUAACUACGAAUGUAAGUUUGACCGCGGGGGGAUUGAUCCCGCUCCCAUACUUGCUCAGAUGGAAGCUCAGCUGGCACACAAGCGAGAGCAGAAGAAACGAGCACCUUCGCCAGCAGGCUCAAACUCAAAUGAUUCAUUCCGACCACCAAGUGUCCCCAACAAUCAGAUGGAUCCCUCAUACCAGACACCCAACAUGCCCCCACCUUACAUGCAGAAUCAAGAUGGCAGCAUGCCUGACCCACAUGUCAUGAUGGGUUCUGGUGGUAUGAUGGGUGGCCCCGGCCCACAUGGUGGGAUGGGCAGCAUGAUGGGUGGCCCACAGGGGGCCAGACCCUCUGGUAUGAUGGCUAUGUCCGGAGCUGGAAUGAUGCAUCGGCAGCAGGGAAUGAUUCCAAACUCUGGGCCAGGAAACAUGGUGGGUUCACAGAUGCCUGGCGGUCCCCCCGGAUAUGGUGGUCCUAUGAUGCAGCAGCCAAUGUCAGCCAGCGGACCCCCUUUUUCCAGCCAUGGUGGACUGUCAGCAGCAGGACCCAUGCCAGUUACCUCAGAUAGUAUCACAGCUCAGGAUCCAUUUGCCAUAGAUUCAGGUUAUCUCCAGCAGCAGCGUGGGGGUCCCCUCCAGCCGACACCACCUCCACAGUCGUUGCCCACCUCCACACCCUUGGCACCUGGGUACCCUGGUUCGCAGCCAAGCACCAUGGGAAACACUGCCCUGACCAAUACGUCCAGUCAGUCCGGAGCUCCAGCGGCUGGCUUCCCUGGACCAGACCAGAUGAUGGGUGGGUUUGUCCCAAAUGCGGGUCCACCAACAGACCCACCAGUAUCCACCAGCAGUGGUCAGUUUGGCUUUGGCCAACAGUUCGAGCGAUCUGAUAGGUUUGACCAGUCAAAUCCUAGCAUGCUUAUAAGGCAAUCAGGUCCCACACCUGGUAUGACGCCAGCUCCCCAGCCCCCAGUUGAUGGCAGCCCAGCUUACCCAGGCACCCGCUUUCAGACGGUGGGGAUGAGACCCCAGGGAGGUGAUGUCCCAGGGCAGUAUCCUCAGCCUGGAAAUGCAUACCAGAACCAGGGUGGAUAUCCAGGGCCUCAGUACCCAGGUUAUCCCCAGAAUGCCGUAGGGCCACGACCCCCGCAUGGAUCUGGUGGGAUCUACGGAACACCUACUAAACGGUUCUCUGAUGAUCAACCAGAUCGAAUAAGAGAGGGGCAGUGGUCACCAAUGCAGCGAUCCCAUGGACCACAGAAUGGACCAGGCUACAUGUCUCCGGCGGCACCAUCUACCCCACCUAUGGGACAGUACUGUCAACAGCUGCCUCACAAAAACUCACCUCAUAGAGAUGCUGGCCGUUACCUGGCACAGCAGAAAGUGCUGCCUUCUCAUGGAGGUAUGGCAGUGGCCUCCUUUGCAAGGAAAGAGAUAACCUUCCCUGCAGACAGCAUAGAGAGUGUUGGUAUCUCCACAGCCAGGAGGAAGAAACUCACCAGCAAGGAUCUGGCACCCUUUGAAUCAUGGCGACUGAUGAUGGCACUAAAGAGUGGACUCCUGGCUGAGAGCACUUGGGCUCUGGACACACUGAACAUCCUGUUGUAUGACGACACAACAGUGGGCUACUUCGGUCUCAACAAACUACCUGGCCUUUUGGAGGUCCUGACCGAUCACCUCCGUCACUGCCUCAUGCAGAUGUUCUCAGAGUUUGAAGAUCUGGAGGAAGGUCUUGCCCGUAAAAACAUAUCACAUGAUGACAACCUCAAUCCUCUCUCGUUAACGAUGACACCCAGAUUCCAGAAAGAAGAGUUAAAUGAUGAGGUCAUUGAUGAGAGAAAGCCAACCAGUUUCUUUUUAUCCGGCUCCAAUUAUACAAUGGUGUCCAGAAAGGGGUUGCCAGUGAAAAUUGAUGCCAACCCUGUGGACAGUUCAGUGUUGGAUUCGAAGGAUUGGGAUGUGUUCUGUAAUUUCCAUUUGAAGUCUCACAGUUGGGCGACAGGCUGUGGGGACAUAACUAAACAUAUACUGACUCAUCUUGAGAGUUCAAGCACCAAUACAUUUCUGGCAGGGAGAUUCCGGAGGAAAAGGACUAGAAAAGAUGAUGAUAGUAAUAACAGUUGUAGUCCUAAUUGUGAGAAGGGAAAGAAGAAUUGUCCAAGUGGCAGUGUGUUAGCUUCUUGUGGUGAGAGUAAGCACUGUUCAGCACAAUUUAAAGAAGAUAUGGAAGUUGCACAGUGUGCGACGUGUGACAUAUCUUUUGUUUCAAAUACUGGAUGUGUGGAGGGGAGUAGUGAGAGGAAAAGUGAGUUGCAGCCUAAGGGGUCACUUAGAGAAGGUUCCAGCUCGGGGGAAAAUAAUUCCAUGGAUAGUUGUGUAGGUGUGUGUGGGGAAGAGAAAUCUGCUUGUAUUGAUUCAGCACAGCCUGAGGUACUGCAUAUCAGUAAGUCAGCUGCUGAAGAGGUGUGUGCUGAAGCUGAUGAAAGAUCAAAGUCUUGUUCUAAAGAUUCAGUGAAGGAAAAGAAGAAAAGGGUCCAAAAGAUGGAGGCACAGAAGGGGCAGGGAGUUGAGGUGCUUCAGAGUCUCAUUGGUAAUACAAAAGGUGAGUUCACAGAUACGGAUGCCCCUGUUGCUGCUAAUUCUAAACUCUUAGAAAAUGGAGAUGUUGAAGAACCAAAACUUUCACCGGUUUUGAGCUGUGAGUCUGCCAAAGCUGCAUCUGAUGUAAUCAAGAUGAACAAUUCUUGUGAAUUGAAUAUCAGUAAAGGAGGUGAUUCAGAUGACAACUGCAGCAACAGUUCCCCACCUGUGCUCCGGGCAGAAUCUGUUGAUGGUGGUGACGUGACGGAUGAGGCGACCAGCGAGACAGUGAAUAGCACAGUAAAUGGGGACAGCAAUGUUGGAAUCAGCAUGAAGGUACAUGUGAGUACCCUCAAGGAUAGCUUUUGUAGUGAAGAGCCUAAGCAGAUUCAGGUGGAAGUAAUUAAGAUUGAAGACAGUAUCUGGAAAGAGAGAAAUGGUCUCUUGAAUCAGAUGAAAGUAGAGGUAAUUGAGAUGGAAGAGAGUAUGGGGAAGGAGAAAGAUGGCGUCUUGAAUGACAGCUGUGGGAAUAACAGUGUGGAUGUUUCGCAAGUGUUAAAUGAGAGUUUCACUUCAGAGUCGGAGGAAUUGUCGGCUAGCAUUGUGGCAGAGAUGUUGAAGGAAGACGAACACCUGGAGGAGGAAGCCUUUCAGAGGGAUGACCCUCCUCUGUGCGUCACACCAGAAAGCAAAGAUGAGCUUGGCCGUCGAUGUGUGUGCAUAUCGAAUAUCAUACGCUCUUUAUCCUGUAUCCCGGGAAAUGAGGAACGCAUCUGUAAACACGCCGGAACCAUGAGGAUUUUGGGCCGGCUGAUGUUGCUUCACCACAUCCACCCAGUUAAACCUCCAGCGAGGAAGCUGCCCUCUGAAGUUGAGGAGGAGGAAGACAGGGAGCAACUGCCGAGGGUGUAUGACGAUGAGCACUGGUGGUGGGAUUACCUGGAUCAGCUUCGAGAGAAUGCAUUAGUCAUCAUGGCAAACAUAUGUGGCCACCUGAAACUGGCAGAUUUUCCCGAGCAGAUCUGCUUCCCGCUGUUGGAAGGACUCCUUCACUGGGUCAUCUGCCCAGCUUCGGUGGCCAAGGAUCCACUACCAACACUUCCGGCCGGGUCUGUUCUGUCACCACAACGGCUCGUUCUAGAAGCCCUGUGCAAACUGUGUAUACACGAAACCAACGUUGACCUCUUAUUAGCCACACCACCUGUCAAAAGAAUUCUUGAACUCUUCGGGGUGUUAGUCCGCUUGUUAGCGGACCGAAACCACCAGAUCACCAGGGAAUUCUCCAUUGUUCUGCUGUCUUUACUAGUUGCCGGGGAAUCUAGCGCAGCCCGUGCUGUGGCCUUGCAGCAUGCUUCAGUAUCUCUGCUUGUGGACUUUCUAGAAACCGCAGAACAAAAUGCACUCACUAUAGCCAAUCAGCAAGGGAUCGAAGUCCUGCAAGUGAAUCCAGAAGUCAUGGGCACGUCUCUAGACAUGCUGAGACGGGCAGCCUCAAUCCUGCUGCACAUGGCACGGGUUCCAGACAAUCAUAAGUUGUUUGUACAGCAACAGAACCGGCUUCUCAACCUGGUUAUGUCACAGAUCUUGGACCAGACUGUGUCCAACACUUUGUCUGAAGUUCUCUUUGAGUGCUCUCAGGUGUCCUGA